Molecule: messenger RNA, 258 nt
Organism: Scutellospora calospora
Lineage: Eukaryota; Fungi; Glomeromycota; Glomeromycetes; Diversisporales; Gigasporaceae
Source: the annotation of a GenBank genome assembly
GAAUACGAAAUGCCUGAUAUCAACCUUAAAUUUAUUAUUCGAAGUGAUGAAAUCGAUGGUAUUUUCACUCUAUCUGUCGAUAAUGGGAAGUCGGUCGAGUUUCUCAAAAAUAAAAUUCGAACUAAUCAACGUAACUUGAACGAAUUCGAUCUUUAUUGGAAGAAUUUCUCUCAAUCAAGUAAUGCUUUAGUUGGUACAUUAAAAAAUCCUAUCACACUCAAUAAGAAACAAGGAGAACUUAUGAAUCCGAAUUUCUGA